Messenger RNA from Humulus lupulus (European hop), 2918 nucleotides. Its product is annotated as U3 small nucleolar RNA-associated protein 21 homolog. Gene Ontology annotation, cellular component: small-subunit processome; Pwp2p-containing subcomplex of 90S preribosome. Bases 72 to 2807 code for a protein of 911 amino acids. The transcript has 18 exons. Gene Ontology annotation, biological process: rRNA processing. Gene Ontology annotation, molecular function: protein binding. NCBI's taxonomy places the organism in Eukaryota, Viridiplantae, Streptophyta, Magnoliopsida, Rosales, Cannabaceae. The record is from RefSeq and is a predicted model, not a curated record.
UCAUGUGUUUGCGAAAUAAACUGACAGAAGCUUAGCUCAGGAAAGAAGAAGAAGAAGAAUAGAGAAGUAAAAUGGGAAUCUUCGAGCCCUUUAGAGCUAUUGGAUACAUUACCAGCGGUGUUCCUUUCUCCAUUCAGCGAUUGGGCACCGAAACCUUCGUCACCGUCAGUGUUGGCAAGGCUUUUCAGAUUUACAAUUGCGCAAAGCUCAGCUUGGUGCUUGUUGGUCCACAAUUGCCAAAGAAGAUCAGAGCUCUUGCCUCCCAUCGAGAACUCACAUUUGCUGCUCAUGGGAAUGAGAUUGCUGUUUUUAAUCGUGCUCAUCAGGUAUCAACUUGGAGUAGGCAUCCAGCAAAGAUCAAUUCUUUGCUAUUGUUUGGAGAGCACAUUCUAAGUGUUGAUAUUGAAGGUAAUCUCUUUAUAUGGGCAUUCAAGGAAAUUGACCAGAAUCCUGCACCAGUUGGACAUAUUAUCCUAGAUGACAAUUUUACUCCUAACUGUAUGAUGCAUCCUGAUACUUACUUAAACAAGGUUAUUAUUGGGAGUCAAGAAGGUUCUCUACAGCUUUGGAACAUCAGUACAAAAAAAAGACUAUACGAGUUUAAGGGAUGGAAUUCUUCUAUCACAAGUUGUGUUUCAUCUCCAGCAUUAGAUGUGGUUGCUAUUGGUUGUGCUGAUGGAACUGUACAUGUGCACAACAUACGUUAUGAUGAAGAAUUAGUUACGUUUACACAUUCAACCCGAGGUGCUGUGACCACGUUAUCUUUUAGCACAGAUGGACAGCCUCUUCUAGCAUCUGGUGGUUCGUCUGGUGUCAUAAGCAUAUGGAAUCUUGAGAAAAGAAGGCUACAAUCAGUUAUAAGAGAUGCUCAUGAUAGUUCCAUCCUUUCACUCCACUUCUUGGCCAAUGAGCCCGUAUUAAUGAGUUCAUCAUCUGACAAUUCCAUUAAAAUGUGGAUUUUUGACACAAGUGAUGGAGAUCCUCGUCUUCUACGUUUUCGAAGCGGCCAUAGUGCUCCGCCAAAAUGCAUAAAGUUCUAUUCCAAUGGAAGACACAUUUUAUCAGCUGGACAGGAUCGCGCCUUUCGCCUUUUCUCUGUGAUCCAGGAUCAACAAAGUAGAGAGCUCUCCCAACGCCAUGUGUCGAAACGAGCCAAGAAACUGAAGAUGAAGGUAGAAGAGAUAAAAUUGAAGCCUGUUAUUGGGUUUGACUGUGCUGAAAUUAGAGAGCGAGAUUGGUGUAAUGUGGUUACGUGUCACAUGGAUACUGCACAGGCGUAUGUGUGGAGACUUCAAAACUUUGUUCUCGGCGAGCAUAUUCUUAAACCCAGUGCCGAAAAUCCAACACCUGUUAAGGCCUGCGCCAUUAGUGCAUGUGGAAAUUUUGCCAUACUAGGCACUGCAGGUGGUUGGAUUGAGCGAUUUAAUCUUCAGUCAGGAAUCAGCCGUGGCAGUUACCGAGAUACUUCAGCGAGAAGAAGCUGUGCCCACGAUGGAGAAGUGGUUGGAAUUGCUUGUGAUUCAACAAAUACUCUAAUGAUAAGUGCUGGAUAUCAAGGAGACAUAAAGGUUUGGGAUUUCAAACGGUAUGAGCUAAAAUCCCGAUGGGAAGUUGGUUGUUCUGUUGUUAAAAUUGUUUUCAAUCGUCUGAAUGGUCUUUUGGCUACUGUGUCCGAUGAUCUAGUCAUUCGAUUGUUUGAUGUUGUGGCAUUGAGAAUGGUUCGUAAGUUUGAAGGUCAUACGGAUCGUAUCACUGACAUGUGCUUUAGUGAGGAUGGGAAAUGGCUCAUAUCAUCAAGUAUGGAUGGAACUCUUCGAAUUUGGGACGUUGUCUUGGCUAGACAAAUAGAUGCAAUACAUGUUGAUGUGGCUAUUACAGCAUUGGCUCUAUCACCAAAUAUGGAUAUUUUUGCAACAACCCAUGUUGAUCAAAAUGGGGUUUAUCUGUGGGUAAAUCAAUCAAUGUUCUCUGGUGCUUCCAAUGUUGAUUCCUAUGCCAGUGGGAAGGAAGUUGUGAGAGUUAAGUUACCAUCUGUGUCUUCAGCAAAGGAUUCUGCAGAUGAUGAUUCCGAAAAGCCAACUGUGAAUGCCCUACAAUCUAAAGAUACCGCCACUCCUUUUCAUAGUCUCGAUCAGCAAAUCCCAGACCUUGUUACUCUUUCUCUUUUGCCUAGAAGUCAGUGGCAGAGUUUGAUUAAUUUAGACAUUAUAAAGGUGAGAAACAAACCAAUCGAACCACCAAAGAAACCGGAAAAGGCUCCAUUCUUUAUGCCUUCCAUUCCAUCUCUUUCUGGAGAAAUAUUGUUUAAACCUAGCGAGUUAGCAAAUGAGGAGACGAAGAACGACCAAGCGGAAAAACGCAGUAUAAAAUCCGACAUGCCCUUAUCCAAAUUCUUGCAAGUUCUACACUCUGCUGCCGAAACGAAAGAUUUUUCAACAUUCACUGACCAUAUUAAAAGCUUAUCUCCCUCAACCUUGGAUAUGGAACUUCGAAUGCUUGAGAUCAUAGACGAAGUUGAUGAUGAUGAUGAUGAUGAUGAGAAAAGACCCGAAUUGUUAUCGAUCGAAAUGCUUUUGGAUUAUUUUAUAGAGGAGAUCUCAUGCAGGAACAAUUUUGAGUUUGUACAAGCUGUGAUGAGAUUGUUUCUGAAGAUCCAUGGGGAGACAAUAAGGUGCAAGUCAGGAUUGCAGGAGAAGGCAAAGAAGCUUUUGGAGAUACAAAGCAGAGUAUGGGAAGGAGUUGAUAAAUUGUUCCAGAGCAGUAGAUGUGUUCUAACUUUUCUAACAAACUCACAUAUCAUCAUCUAAAAUCUAAUCCACUACUCAAUAUCCCAUUUUUGCCAACCCCCUUUUACAUUAUUGUAACAUACUUUCAUUAUAUGUAUUACAAAUUUUGAGAAAUUUUUACUUAUCCAAAAA